Tigriopus californicus is the source of this 4768-nucleotide messenger RNA. RefSeq names its product mothers against decapentaplegic homolog 4-like (gene Med). The record is from RefSeq and is a predicted model, not a curated record. Gene Ontology annotation, biological process: anatomical structure morphogenesis; transforming growth factor beta receptor signaling pathway; cell differentiation. NCBI's taxonomy places the organism in Eukaryota, Metazoa, Arthropoda, Copepoda, Harpacticoida, Harpacticidae. Gene Ontology annotation, molecular function: I-SMAD binding; RNA polymerase II cis-regulatory region sequence-specific DNA binding; DNA-binding transcription factor activity, RNA polymerase II-specific. Gene Ontology annotation, cellular component: heteromeric SMAD protein complex.
GAAAAAAAACCAUUGCGAGAAAUCAUGAUUGUCCCGUGUCGGCCGUCACUCGUUCCUGGUGUGUGGCCUCUGAACUGAAGCCCUCUAGCUGUCGAGCCGUCCUCGUCCUGGUCCCCGUUCCUCUUGUCCAUCCUCAAUCCAGUCAGUCAAGUGUGCGCGGAUUUGGAGUCCGCUGGAUGUCCCCCACAGACGGACGUUUUCGACAAGGCCGCUCUCGUUCCUUUGGUAAGCCCGCGCUUGCUUGCUUGCUUGCGUGCGUGCGUGCGUGGGUCGGUCUUCUCCAUCUUUGGGCUGGGUCGCGCCGAGCCGUGCCCUCGUUGGGUUUUCCUGAUCUUGGCCGUGGCCUCUCCUUGUGCUGCUUCUUCAUCCCCGAGCCUCGAGUGCCUUAACCACCCUGGGCAUGCCCCGGCCUGCUUGGAGUUCGUCUUUCUCUUGAAUGGGACAAGACGGUGUUGUUGUGGUUGUUGUUGCUGUUGCCAACUUCGUCCCAAUGCCCUGAUUACGACAGCGACUAAGAGCUGUCUGUGGCUGGACGGAGUUCGACUAUUAGCACAAGUAGCAGUCAUUCAGGCAGUCAGGCAUCCGCUCAUCCAUCCAUCCAUCCAUCCAUCUAUCCAUCUAUCCAUCCAUCCCAUCCUCCUUUUUCCUCCUUUUCUUCCUCGUCCUCCUUGGCUUCUGAUUGUUGCCCGUCCUCGUCCUCCAGGAAGAAAGAGGCUAUUGACUCCAAACGAUUAGUUGUUCCAAGGCCUUCGAUCCUCAAGGCCAGGCCCCGCGCUACUCGUUCCAUCCAAUUCGAACACGACGACGACGACGACGACCACAACAACGACGGCGACGCAGGCCUACUCAUCAUCAACGGCCUAGCUCAGCUCCUCGUGGGCCUUGGGGUCGCAGUUCGUCCUCGACGAGCUUAGAUUCGUUUGUUCGUUGGUGUGCAAACGGCUGAGUGAGUGAGUGAAACAGUGAGCGAGCUGACGAACUGACGAGCUGCUCGUCCGAAUUGGAGAUGGGUCGGCGGUCGGGUCGGUAGGCAGCGACUCCUUCCAACCCGUCAUCCAUUCCACCAUUGGAUCUGGCACCGUUGAAUUACAGCCCAAAGGAACUUCAGGGACGUGGAGCAAACGGGCAGAAACAUCAAGAUUGCCGUCACAUCCACAGCUCCAUUCAUUAACCUCCCCCGUCAUUGUCCGCCAGUCGGAGGGGGAGGGUCGUCGAACUUUUUGGGGCGUUUUUCCUGGUGGUUGGAUCAGAGGAACGGUUCACCAACUUUGCGUUUGUGUGACAGCGGCCUCGCACUUCCAACUCCCCUUGACUAGUCCGUUGUGAUCGAUCGUGCCACGACGUUAGAUCCUUCCCUCCACCCACCAUCAUCUUCAUCAUCAUCAUCUUCAUCAUCAUCACGAACAUCAACACCACCGCCAUCAUGAGCUCGAAUGCUCCCACCUCGGCUGACGCGUGCCUGAGCAUCGUUCAUUCACUCAUGUGUCAUCGGCAAGGUGGAGAAUCCGAGAGUUUCUCCAAACGAGCCAUUGAAAGCCUGGUAAAGAAGCUCAAAGAAAAGCGCGACGAAUUGGAUAGCCUGAUCACGGCCAUCACCACCAAUGGCGCCCACCCCACGAAAUGCGUGACCAUCCAGCGCACGCUGGACGGUCGUCUCCAAGUGGCGGGUCGCAAAGGCUUCCCGCAUGUGAUUUAUGCGCGCAUCUGGCGUUGGCCGGACUUGCACAAAAACGAGCUCAAGCAGGUCAAGUACUGCCAGUUUGCGUUCGACCUCAAGGCAGACUCGGUGUGUGUGAAUCCUUACCAUUAUGAGCGCGUGGUCAGCCCCGGGAUUGAUUUGUCGGGUUUGACCUUGCAUCCGGGCUCCAUGACGGGUUAUCCCAAAGAGGAAGACCGACCCAUGAGCGGUUGGGAUCAUUGGGACGGGGGCAACUCCUCGUCCUCCAUGGGCCCAUCGCACGGGGCGGGCGGCUCCUCAGCGGGCACGCCCAAUCCUCCUUCGUCCUCAACUCAUCCGGGUCACCCAAACGCGGUGGCGCCCCCGGGAACUCAGGGAAACCAGCCCAAUUUUGGCCAGGAGAGCAACCAUCCCAGCAGCAGCAGCAGCAACACGGGCAGCAACAACAGCACCAACAACCUGGGUGGGGCUCCACCUGGCUCCUCCCAGGCUGUGGCCAUCUCGGGGCUGACCGGCUCCAACAGCACGGGCAACAACAACAGCAGCAGCAUCCUCAUCAACAAUCCCAGCCACAACGCGGGUCAGGGCGGUCUGAUCGGCGGACCCGGUCUGGGCCGGAGUCCCUCCCAGCUGCCCCAGAAUGGUACGGCCCCGGGGGCGAAUGCGCCGUUCCAGCAGAACACCAACAACAACAAUCCAAGCCACAACAACGCCACCAUGGCCAACAACAACAACAACAGCAGCUCCUCCUCCAACACCACCCACAACAGCAACAACAACACCUCCUCCUCCAGCCACCUCACGAGCAGCCCAUCAAAUGCUCUUGGGAGUGGUGGCCACCCCCAGACGUCCAAUCUUGGAGCGAACAACUCCAACCCGGCCCUGGGGGGGGUCCAUUCCCAAGCGACCACUGGCAAUCCAGUGCAGGCCAACCAUGGGAACUGGUCAGCUACGGGGGCUACCCUCAACUACCCGGCUACGCAGAACAUGGGGCCGCAACAAACAGCCACAGUUGGCACCCCGGGUUCGGGAGUGAACACUGGUGAUUGGUUCGCCAACCGAACAACCACCCAUAUGGCCACUCAGGAGGCCAAUGGACCCAUUUCAAAGUCUCCCAUGCCCGAAUUUUGGUGUUCCAUCGCUUAUUUCGAGCUGGACACACAGGUCGGGGAAACCUUCAAAGUCCCGAGUGGUUGGCGAUCCGUCACUGUUGAUGGCUACGUGGACCCGUCGGGUGGGAACCGUUUCUGUUUGGGCGCUCUCAGUAACGUUCACCGCACCGAGCAGAGCGACCGAGCCCGUCUUCACAUCGGGAAACGUCUUCGUUCAGAGUUAUUACUUAGAUCGAGAGGCGGGUCGCGCCCCCGGAGAUGCAGUCCACAAAAUCUACCCUUUGGCCCAUACCAAGGUGUUCGACUUACGCCAGUGCUACAGACAGAUGCAACAACAAGCUCAAACAGCCAAUGCUGCCGCUGCGGCCCAAGCGGCCGCUGUCGCCGGACACAUGCCCGGACAAGGUGGGGUGGGCGGGAUUGCACCCGCUGUGUCUCUUUCGGCGGCUGCCGGGAUCGGCGUCGACGACCUCCGCCGCUUGUGCAUUCUUCGCUUAUCCUUUGUGAAAGGCUGGGGACCGGAUUACAACCGGAAGUCCAUUAAGGAGACCCCGUGUUGGAUUGAAGUCCAUCUCCAUCGAGCGCUUCAAUUACUGGACGAGGUCCUCCAUUCCAUUCCCUUGGAGCAGAAUCGAAGGGGCGGAGGAGGUCGGGCGUCCCUCAUCUCGGACUGAGUCUUGGAUGAGCAUCGGCUCCAUGAAAUUGAACCCAUGACCGCAAUGACCUCACAACACUUUUUGGAAGAUUGUCGCUUUUCUAAUCACGUUAUAUUCUACACUACCAGAUACGCACUCACACUCACUCACCCAAAAUCUGUCCAAAUGGGACAGAUGACACUUGAUACGAUAGUCCGGCGGCAGAUGAGAGUCGGUCGGCCAUUGGACCUGACACGCCCAAAUUGGUGCGGGAAAGUAUUACCAUAAUUGAUUGAUAUGUUUGAAAUUAUCCCGGUUGCUACUACCACUUAAAACUUUAGUCGUCCAGAACGAAGUGCAAAUAAUCCCGGUUAAAUUUAGAAAGACGAAAAAAGAACCAGAGUAUAAAAAGCUUAUUCUACUUGAUUUCAAUGAAUCUAGAGUCCUUCUUCCACGUGCUGAUCCGAGUUCUCGCUCAUUCCCUACCGAAACCCGUUCGACCAUACCAAAAGAAUUUCACAAUCUUUUCUCAUGUACAUACAAAAAGUGACAAUAUCCAGGAUUAUUUUUCCCCCCCACCCCUUGUUUUUCAAUGAUGAACAAGUCACGAGUCUUCAAAAUUCUAGUACAUAGAAAGUAGAGGUUAACAAAUCCCCACAAUGCUAACCGCAUCUGCACGAGAUUUUUGAGAUUUCCAUAUAUUAAUCGAGACGAAGAUUCUCAAAAAUACGAUUAACGAUUAUUGCGAUCUUUUUUUCUGAUCGAUCCUUGAAUAUGAUACUGAUCACUCGAUUGUCAGACCAGCCCCUACCCCCCUUCAAAAAAAAAUGCGACAGGAUUUCGUUUCAAGAUUUUGCCCCCAACAAUCAAAACGCGUGAUUAUCAAUUUUGUUUUCCAAUUAAUUGUCUAUCAUAUUAUAUUUGAAAUCUGAUCCCGGUGAUGAAAUCCAGAAAAUCAUCUUGUCUUCUCAGGAAACAAUUAUGAGUCAUUCUUCUUCACCCUUUCUUCCAAAGAGAUUGGCUUUCCACCCUAAAAGUAACGUCAUUGGCCAAAAUUUAAUUUGGAAAAGUGUGGCCAAUCACAACCCCAAGAGAUCCAAUUGCUUCUUAUUGCUUAUUAUUUCCUUUCUUCCCUCUCCCUCCCUCGCUCUGUCUGUUGCUUUGUCUUUGGAUCAAUUAAUGAAUCGAUUAUCGCUCCAAAUUUGACACUCAAAUUUGCGAGUCAUUUCCGGUUAUUUCUUCAAGAUGAUAACGAAGCGUUACGACCUAGAAUUUGAUUCCAUGCAUUCUUCUCAGAUAUGUAGAUAACUUUUACGAAAUACAUAUAUAAAGAUACAAACAAA